This is a messenger RNA of Propithecus coquereli (Coquerel's sifaka), 1426 nucleotides long. It is a transcript of the gene SKIC8, whose product is annotated as WD repeat domain 61. The transcript is spliced from 11 exons. Gene Ontology annotation, cellular component: Cdc73/Paf1 complex. The record is from RefSeq and is a predicted model, not a curated record. Lineage: Eukaryota; Metazoa; Chordata; Mammalia; Primates; Indriidae. Gene Ontology annotation, molecular function: protein binding. The coding region runs from base 305 to 1222 and encodes 305 amino acids.
CGCGCGCGGCGUAGCGACGGCAGGGGGCGCAGCCGCAUGCGCCGGGGGCCUGGGGGCGUGGGCGGGCAAGCUGCCCCGCCCCUUCGCUAGCUCAUCUCGGCGCGCCGCAGUCGCCCCGGGCCCGGCCCGGCGUCCAACGUGCAUCCUGGCAGUUUCCCGGUGAGUCGCGGCGCGCGGCCGUUGGUGACGGUGUUCGUUAGGACCGCUGACGGCCGGGGCCAGAGGGCGGGUGAGCUAGGGUGGGCCCGAGGCUGCCUCUAAGCAGAGCUGUCUGGCCUUUUGCUCUUCAUCAUUGGUUAAGGAAAUGACCAACCAGUACAGCAUUCUCUUCAAACAAGAGCAAGCCCAUGAUGAUGCCAUUUGGUCAGUUGCCUGGGGGACAAACAAGAAGGAAAACUCUGAGACGGUGGUCACAGGAUCCCUGGAUGACCUGGUAAAGGUCUGGAAAUGGCGUGAUGAGAGGCUGGACCUACAAUGGAGUCUGGAGGGACAUCAGCUGGGGGUGGUGUCUGUGGACAUCAGCCACACCCUGCCCAUUGCUGCAUCCAGUUCUCUUGAUGCUCAUAUUCGGCUCUGGGACUUGGAAAACGGCAAACAGAUAAAGUCUAUAGAUGCAGGACCUGUGGAUGCUUGGACUUUGGCCUUUUCUCCUGAUUCCCAGUAUCUGGCCACAGGAACUCAUGUGGGGAAAGUGAACAUUUUUGGUGUGGAAAGUGGGAAAAAGGAAUAUUCUUUGGACACAAGAGGAAAAUUCAUUCUUAGUAUUGCAUAUAGUCCUGAUGGGAAGUACCUGGCCAGUGGAGCCAUAGACGGAAUCAUCAAUAUUUUUGAUAUUGCAACGGGAAAACUUCUGCAUACGCUAGAAGGCCAUGCCAUGCCCAUUCGCUCUUUGACCUUUUCCCCGGACUCUCAGCUCCUCGUCACUGCUUCAGAUGAUGGCUACAUCAAGAUCUAUGAUGUACAACAUGCCAACUUGGCUGGCACACUGAGCGGCCAUGCCUCCUGGGUGCUGAAUGUUGCGUUUUGUCCUGAUGACACUCAUUUUGUUUCCAGUUCAUCUGACAAAAGUGUAAAAGUCUGGGAUGUUGGAACGAGGACUUGUGUUCACACCUUCUUCGAUCACCAGGAUCAGGUCUGGGGAGUCAAAUACAAUGGAAAUGGCUCAAAAAUUGUGUCUGUUGGAGAUGACCAGGAAAUUCACAUCUACGAUUGUCCAAUUUAAACAUCAAAGUCUUCCAGGGCCACGCUGCAAAGAGAAUGUACAGAUUGAUCAUGACAUUCCUUACCUUUUUAGGCUUGUUUAAAAGAAAUAUAGGAUUUAUUGUAGCAAAGACUUAAAUUUUGUAGAUGUAAUAUAAAUCUUUUCAUGUUUUAUUGGAAAUGCUGUUCAUACUUUAACAUAAAUAAAGUGUUCUUAAUGCAAACA